AUGGUUCGCUUCUACAGAGUCUCCGCUGCGACCCUCGUCACCGCCGCCACCGUCUCCGCCAUCCCCAUCCCAUGCCUCCUUCCCUUCCUCAGCGGCGCUGGUAGCCUCCUGGGAAGCUCCGGCCUGGGUGCCAGUCUCGGUCUCGGUGGCAGUGCCAGCGGCAGCGGCAGCGCCGACUUGGGCGCCAGCCUUGGUGGUAGCGGCAGCGGUAGUGGAAGUGCUGGUGCUGGUCUCGGUGCUGACCUCGGCGCCGGUCUGAGCGGCAGCGGUGGUCUGGGUGCCCUUCUGGGCGGUGGUGCCGGUGCCAGUGCUACCGGUGCUGCGGGUGCUGGUGCUUCGGGAGCUGCCGGUCUUGGUGGCUCCGCUGGCCUGGGUGGAUCUGCUGACCUGGGCGCUGAUCUGGGUGCCGGUCUUGGUCUGGGUGGAAGUGGCAGCGCUGGUGCUGGACUUGGAGCCAGCCCUACUGGAGCUGCGGGUGCUGGUGCCUCGGGCUCUGCUGGCCUGGGCGCUGGUCUUGGUGGAUCUGCUGGCCUCGGUGGCUCUGCCGGUCUUGGUGGCAGCGCUGGUCUCGGCGCGGGUCUGGGAGGAAGUGCCACUGGUGCUGCUGGUGCCGGUGCUUCUGGCGCUGCUGGCCUCGGUGGCUCUGCUGGCCUGGGUGGCAGCGCCGGCCUUGGUGCUGGUCUUGGAGGAAGUGCUACUGGCUCCGCUGGCGCUGGUGCUUCCGGUGCUGCUGGUCUCGGCGGUUCCGCCGGUCUUGGUGGCUCCGCCGGUCUGGGCGCUGGUCUCGGUGGCAGCGCUACCGGUGCUGCUGGCGCGGGUGCUUCCGGCGCUGCUGGCCUUGGUGCUGGUGCCGGUCUUGGAGGAAGUGCUACCGGAUCUCUCGGUGCCGGUGCUUCGGGUGCCGCUGGCCUCGGUGGCUCUGCUGGCCUCGGUGGUAGCGCUACCGGUGCUGCUGGCGCUGGUGCCUCCGGCGCUGCUGGUGCUGGUCUUGGUGCUGGCCUUUCCGGCUCUGGCUCUGCCGGUCUCUCUGGAUCUGGAUCUGCUGGUCUCGGUGCUGGCGCUGGUCUUGGUGCCAGCCCCAGUGGCAGCGUCGGUGCUAGCCCUAGCGCUAGUGCCGGUCUUGGUGCCGGUCUUUCUGGAUCUGGCUCCGCUGGUCUCUCUGGAUCUGGAUCUGCUGGCCUCGGUGCGGGUGCUGAUCUCGGUGCUUCCGGCGAUGCCUCGGGUGAUGUGAGCGGCAGCGGAUCCGGCUCUGCUUCUCUCGGUGCCGGAGCUUCUGGCAGCGGCGAUGACGAUACUGAUGUCGGUGUUUCCCCCACCACUGCGGAAGCUCCCAGCGCCACCACCACUUGGGUCAGUGCCUCUACCAGCGUCUCUCUCGGUCCUUACGGCGGCGCCAGCGGCAGUAUCACGGCUGGAGGAUCCACGGGCGGCGACGACAGCGACGAUUCCGGUGCCGGAGCUGAUGCCGAUGCAGAUGCGGAUGCUAGCGCGGAUGCCGAUGCCAGCGCGGAUGCCGAUGCCGAUGCCGAUGCCAGCGGUAGCGGAAGUGCUGAUGCCAACGCUAGUGCUGGGGCCUCCGUUAGUGGUAGCGCUGAGGCCUCUGCUAGCGCUAAUGCGAAGGCUUCUGCGUCCCUGAACUUCUCUGCUUAA
This is a messenger RNA of Aspergillus luchuensis, 1650 nucleotides long. RefSeq lists its product as uncharacterized. The record is from RefSeq and is a predicted model, not a curated record. Lineage: Eukaryota; Fungi; Ascomycota; Eurotiomycetes; Eurotiales; Aspergillaceae. The coding region runs from base 1 to 1650 and encodes 549 amino acids. The transcript has a single exon.